CAACGGACUAUUACCAGUUGGCUGGUGAAUAAAGGACCCAAGACUGCUGAGUCCAAAAGCUUACAGGGCAAAAAUAAUAACAACACUGAAGCAAAUUCCAAGAUGACUUCCAUUAAAAAAGAGAACUUUUGUGAGCAUGAUGUGACAAAGCUGGAGAGUACCUGUCAGCAAAAUUAUGCAAAUCUUUCUGUGGAAGUUGGUGGUAAGCAUGUAAAUUUGCCUCAGACAGGCAGCACGUGUGACUGGGAGGCUGAGGACAGAGAUCCGGUCUCGGGUACAGGUCCCACAAAGGGUCUGCAGUCUGGAGACCUCGGUAAAAACGCCAACAUUGAUCAGAUGCACAAAACUGGCAAUCAGGCUCAGAGGGCCUGUGAGGAAAGCAGUGACAGCUGGACUCAAAGGAAGUUAUCUUCAGGCCAAGCUUUGAAAACGGGAAGUACAAAACUUUCUUCCAAAGACUUGGAGACAGAUGGACAAGUGGCUUCGUGCAAUUCACAGAAGCUGAAGAGUUGCAAUUCUGUCUGUUUAAUGGGUGAACAAGAGGAAGGGAAUGUAGUUCCAGAAAGUCCACUUUCAGAUGCUGGUUGUGACACCUGUAUAUCUGAUCUUGGAGGUCCUGGGAAACUGAGCAAAUGUCAGAGCAGUUCAGGGGACUCACCUGCUUUCGAGAAAGAAAGUGAACCAGAGUCACCAAUGGAUGUAGAUAAUUCUAAAAAUAGCUGCCAUGGGUCAGAGGCUGAUGAAGAAACAAGUCCAUUUCUUGAUGAGCGAGAGGAGAUUAGUAUGUCAAAAUCCAUAAACAAAUCUUUUAGAAUUCAAUAUGGGGAUGCUGAAUUGGAGUCAAGAAAGUCCCAUUUUUCUGGCAAAGGCUCUGAAAGCUUUGAGGAAAUAGAUAAUUCUGUUAAAGAGGACAGUCUGCAUACAAAGUCGACUGGGAUCUCUCCUGCUCCAUCAUCAGAAUGCAAAGGUGCAAAACAGGGUGUGAAGAGAGACUCCAAAAUCACCUCUCACUUCAUGAGGAUACCUAAAGUUGAGGAGAAAAGGAAAGAGAAGUGUGAAUUCAAACCUCAGAGACCGGGGAGGAAGAUUCCUAAAUACGUGCCACCUCCUCUUCCAGCUAACAAGAAAUGGUUUGGGACCCCGAUUGAGGAGAUGAGGAGGAUGCCUGUGUGUGGGGCUCGGCUGCCUCACCUGCGACCCUCAGCCAAUCACACCGUGACCGUCCGGGUAGAUCUUCUGAGGGAAGGAGAGGUGCCGAAACCUUUUCCAACUCACUACAAAGACUUGUGGGACAACAAGCAUGUUAAAAUGCCCUGCUCAGAACAAAAUUUAUACCCUGUAGAGGAUGAGAAUGGAGACAGAACUGCUGGAAGUCGAUGGGAACUAAUCCAAACUGCCUUACUUAACAAAUUUACCUGCUCACAUGAUUUGAAGGAGGCCAUACUGAGGUACAACAUUGCUUAUUCCAAGAAAUGGGACUUCACAGCUCUUACUGACUUCUGUGAGAAGGUUCUGGAAGAUGCAGAGGCUCAACAUCUGUUCCAGUCCAUUCUUCCUGAUAUGGUCAAGCUGGCACUCUGUCUCCCUAGUAUCUGCACUCAGCCGAUACCUCUACUGAAACAGAAGAUGAAUCACUCCAUCACAAUGUCACAAGAGCAGAUUGCUAGUUUCCUGGCCAAUGCUUUCUUCUGUACUUUUCCACGUCGCAAUGCAAAGAUGAAGUCUGAGUAUUCUAGUUAUCCAGACAUUAACUUCAACAGAUUGUUUGAAGGACGGUCACCAAGAAAGCCUGAGAAACUUAAGACCCUUUUCUGCUAUUUUAGAAGAGUCACAGAAAAAAAGCCCACGGGAUUGGUGACGUUUACAAGGCAGUGUCUCCAGGAGUUUCCAGACUGGGAGAGAUCUCAGAAAAAACUAUCUAGGUUGCAUGUCACCUAUGAAGGCACCAUUGAAAGCAAUGGACAAGGGAUGCUACAGGUCGAUUUUGCAAACCGUUUUGUUGGAGGAGGUGUGACUGGGGCAGGACUAGUACAAGAAGAAAUUCGUUUUCUAAUCAAUCCAGAACUGAUUGUGUCGAGGCUCAUCACUGAAGUCUUGGAUCACAAUGAAUGUCUUAUCAUCACAGGUACUGAGCAGUACAGUGAGUACACAGGCUAUGCAGAAACUUACCGAUGGGCAAGAAGCCACGAAGAUAAGACCCCAAGGGAUGAAUGGCAACGACGCUACACUGAGAUUGUUGCUAUAGAUGCAUUUCACUUCAGACGUUUCCUUGAUCAGUUUGGUCCAGAGAAAAUUAGAAGAGAGCUGAACAAGGCCAGUAACUUCUUACAACAGCCUUCAGUCUAA
Molecule: messenger RNA, 2346 nt
Organism: Acanthisitta chloris (rifleman)
Lineage: Eukaryota; Metazoa; Chordata; Aves; Passeriformes; Acanthisittidae
Gene: PARG
Product: poly (ADP-ribose) glycohydrolase
Exons: 14
Coding region: 103-2346 (747 amino acids)
Biological process (GO): carbohydrate metabolic process; ATP generation from poly-ADP-D-ribose; nucleotide-sugar metabolic process
Cellular component (GO): nucleus; cytoplasm
Molecular function (GO): poly(ADP-ribose) glycohydrolase activity
Source: RefSeq, a predicted model, not a curated record